Molecule: messenger RNA, 7846 nt
Organism: Bombina bombina (fire-bellied toad)
Lineage: Eukaryota; Metazoa; Chordata; Amphibia; Anura; Bombinatoridae
Gene: ANKHD1
Product: ankyrin repeat and KH domain containing 1
Biological process (GO): innate immune response
Cellular component (GO): cytoplasm
Molecular function (GO): RNA binding; protein binding
Source: RefSeq, a predicted model, not a curated record
AGUUCCUUCUACAGAGGGCGUUCUAGAUACACAGCAAGUUAGACUAUCAGAAGUUAAUGGCUAGGGAACGGGUUGGUCUAAAUUCUAUACUUCAGAUGUGUUUUCUAGGAUUUUCUGAAGUGGACGCACUAAAGAAAUAAAGUUAAGUCUCGCGCACUUCACCCAUUAACGAUUAUUUAACAAAACGGAGCUAUGCAGAAUGCUGUAACCGGGACGGAAAUGCUGACGGACGGGUUUGAGGAUGAGAUUGACUCGGUGACUCCGCGCUCCCCACUUGGAGUUGGGGUUGAGUCUGGAGUCGGCCUCUCUGGCAAUAAGGUUCGUCUGUUCGGGGAAUCGACUGCUGGAAACGAUCGCCUUGAUUUUCGAUUGGCAGCUGCUGCUGUUCUGUCCUCCGGAACUGGCUCUGGCAGCGACGAGGACGAAGUGUCUGAAGUUGAAUCUUUCAUUUUGGACCAAGAGGACCUGGAUAAUCCAGUGCUUAAAACUGCAUCAGAGCUAUUCUUAUCAACUGCUGCAGAAGGAGCAGACUUCAGAGCUGUUGAUCCAGAAACACAAGCACGUUUAGAAGCCCUGCUAGAAGCAGCAGGAAUUGGUAAAUUAUCCACUGCCGAUGGUAAAGCCUUUGCAGAUCCCGAAGUACUUAGAAGGCUGACUUCUUCAGUGAGUUGUGCAUUGGAUGAAGCUGCUGCUGCACUGACUCGGAUGAGAGCAGACAACAAUCUUAAUACAGGACAUGUAGACAAUCGGAGUUUAGCAGAAGCCUGCUCUGAUGGAGAUGUCAACGCUGUCCGUAAACUGCUUGAUGAAGGUAGAAGUGUAAAUGAGCACACAGAGGAGGGAGAAAGUCUUCUUUGUUUGGCAUGUUCUGCUGGUUAUUAUGAAUUGGCUCAAGUUUUGCUUGCUAUGCAUGCCAAUGUUGAAGAUCGAGGAAACAAAGGUGACAUUACACCUUUAAUGGCUGCUGCCAAUGGUGGUUAUGUGGAUAUAGUAAAACUUUUACUUGUUCACUCUGCGGAUGUCAAUGCCCAGUCCUCAACAGGCAACACUGCUCUUACGUAUGCCUGUGCAGGGGGUUUUGUUGAUGUAGUAAAAGUUUUGCUGAAAGAAGGUGCCAACAUUGAAGAUCAUAAUGAAAAUGGACAUACACCCUUAAUGGAAGCUGCAAGUGCUGGUCACGUUGAAGUGGCAAAGGUUUUGUUGGAAUUUGGAGCAGGCAUUAAUACGCAUUCAAAUGAAUUCAAGGAAAGUGCACUUACUCUGGCGUGCUAUAAAGGCCAUCUAGACAUGGUUCGUUUCUUACUUGAAGCUGGUGCUGAUCAAGAACAUAAAACAGAUGAAAUGCAUACAGCAUUAAUGGAAGCCUGCAUGGAUGGACAUGUUGCGGUAGCACGUCUGCUGCUUGAUAGUGGAGCUCAAGUAAACAUGCCUGCAGAUUCAUUUGAAUCACCCCUGACAUUAGCAGCUUGUGGUGGGCAUGUAGAACUUGCUGCCCUUUUGAUUGAAAGAGGAGCUAAUCUGGAAGAAGUAAAUGAUGAAGGUUACACUCCAUUAAUGGAGGCAGCACGUGAAGGACAUGAAGAAAUGGUCGCUCUUCUUUUAGCACAAGGUGCAAAUAUAAAUGCCCAGACUGAAGAAACUCAAGAAACUGCUCUCACGUUGGCAUGUUGUGGUGGGUUUUCAGAAGUGUCUGAUUUUCUUAUCAAAGCCGGAGCUGAUAUAGAACUUGGUUGUUCUACACCUCUAAUGGAAGCUGCUCAAGAGGGGCAUCUUGAACUAGUAAAAUAUUUGUUAUCAGCAGGAGCAAAUGUGCAUGCCACAACUGCAACAGGAGAUACGGCUUUAACAUAUGCUUGUGAAAAUGGACACACAGAUGUUGCUGAUGUAUUGCUCCAGAAUUGUGCUGAUUUAGAGCACGAGUCAGAAGGUGGACGAACACCAUUAAUGAAAGCUGCUCGAGCUGGUCAUCUUUGCACUGUACAGUUUCUAAUCAGCAAAGGUGCAAAUGUGAACAGGGCUACAGCAAAUAAUGAUCACACUGUGGUAUCCCUUGCUUGUGCUGGAGGUCAUCUUGCUGUAGUUGAGCUGCUCCUAGCUCAUGGAGCAGAUCCAACCCAUCGACUGAAGGAUGGCUCUACAAUGCUUAUCGAAGCAGCAAAGGGUGGACACACAAAUGUUGUUUCCUAUUUAUUGGACUAUCCAAACAACAUUCUUGCUGUCCCUGCUACGGAUCUAUCCCAGAUGACGCCACCAUUGCAAGAUCAACCUCAAGCUCCUCGUGUACCAAUGCACGCACUGCCCAUGGUUGUGCCACCACAAGAACCUGAUAAAGCACCAGAACAUUUGUCUGUUGAAAGAGUUGCGUCCAAGCAGAAACCAAACCAUGUGCAUCCAUCAGACCAGGAUUUACGGACACCAUUUCAUCCUUAUCAGCCAUUGGAAUGUAUAGUUGAAGAAACUGAAGGUAAGCUGAAUGAACUUGGUCAACGGAUUAGUGCAAUUGAGAAGGCACAGCUUAAAUCAUUGGAACUUAUUCAAGGUGAACCUUUGAACAAAGACAAGAUAGAAGAAUUAAAAAAGAAUAGAGAGGAGCAAGUACAAAAGAAAAAGAAAAUACUAAAGGAGCUACAGAAAGUUGAAAGACAGUUGCAGAUGAAAACCCAACAACAGUUUACCAAAGAAUAUGUAGAGACUGGUUCCCAGAACGAUGCAGCACUUUUGCAUCAAUGCCCACACAAAAGUGAAAUUCCCCAAUUAGAAACAGAGAUACAUUUAUCGGCAGAGAACUAUUCGAAGUUACCGCAGGUUAAUACAAUUUUAUCUAGUGACGUUGAACAGAGGUUGUUGCCACAACCAGUUUCUGAAGAAAUGGGAUUUGUUCCUAUCCAACCACUGCCAGUAUCCCUUUCUGAUUUCCCUAGUGAUUUAGCAUUAACUGAGUUUAAUUCUCUUGAACCGGAAGAACAUGGCACUCAGCCCUUAUUACAACAGACUCUAAUCACUAAUCAGGUGCAGUUAUCUCAUGCUCCAGAUGAGUUGAUGGUUGCAUCUCCUGCACAGCCGCUAACAGAGACACUUGAUGACAUUAUGGCAGGUUUUACACCACUUAUUCUGGCUGCAACUGCUGGUCAUGUUGGAGUAGUCGAAAUUCUUUUAGAUAAAGGUGCUGACAUUGAGGCCCAAUCUGAACGUACAAAGGAUACUCCUCUCUCUCUUGCAUGCUCUGGUGGCCGUCAAGAGGUGGUUGAAUUGCUUUUGGCUCGUGGUGCAAACAAGGAACAUAGAAAUGUUUCAGACUAUACACCCCUUAGCUUGGCUGCUUCUGGAGGAUAUGUUAACAUCAUCAAAAUUCUUCUGAGUGCUGGAGCUGAAAUAAACUCAAGAACAGGCAGUAAAUUAGGAAUUUCUCCACUAAUGUUGGCUGCAAUGAAUGGACAUGUUCCUGCUGUUAAACUGCUGCUUGAUAUGGGUUCUGACAUCAAUGCUCAAAUUGAAACUAAUAGAAAUACAGCUCUUACCUUAGCUUGUUUUCAAGGUAGAGCGGAAGUUGUGAGCCUUUUACUGGAUAGAAAAGCAAAUGUUGAGCACAGAGCAAAGACAGGUCUAACUCCUUUAAUGGAAGCUGCAUCAGGAGGUUAUGCAGAGGUUGGAAGAGUUCUCUUAGAUAAAGGAGCUGAUGUAAAUGCUCCUCCAGUGCCUUCAUCAAGAGAUACUGCUUUAACUAUUGCUGCUGACAAAGGUCAUUAUAAGUUCUGUGAGCUGCUUAUUAAUAGGGGUUCACAUAUUGAUGUACGCAAUAAGAAGGGAAACACACCAUUAUGGCUGGCAGCAAAUGGCGGUCACUUUGAUGUUGUGCAGUUGCUUGUGCAGGCUGGUGCUGAUGUAGAUGCUGCAGAUAAUCGAAAAAUUACUCCCUUAAUGUCAGCGUUUCGGAAGGCCCACCUUAAAGUGGUACAGUAUUUGGUAAAAGAAGUAAAUCAGUUUCCCUCUGAUAUUGAGUAUAGAUACAUUGCAACCAUCACUGAUAAGGACCUCUUGAAAAAAUGUCAUCAAUGUAUGGAAACAAUUGUGAAGGCAAAAGACCAGCAAGCUGCAGAAGCAAACAAGAAUGCAAGCAUCCUGCUCAAAGAACUUGAUUUGGAGAAGUCGAGAGAGGAAAGUCGAAAACAGGCACUAGCAGCAAAAAGAGAAAAACGCAAGGAGAAAAGAAAAAAGAAAAAGGAAGAGCAGAAAAAGAAACUUGAAGAUGAUGAAGAUAGUAAGCCAUUAGAGAUGUUUGGCCUUGAAGACGAUGGUGCAAAUUAUGAAGAUGUAGAGGAAGAUGUUCCAAUAGAGCCCCCUAGUGCAACUACAACUACGACGAUUGGUAUUUCAGCAACAUCUGCUACUUUUACAAAUGCAUUUGGAAAGAGAGCUAAUAUAGUAACAACUCCAAGCACAAACAGAAAAAAUAAGAAAAAUAAAACUAGAGACACCUCAACAAACAUGCAAAUAAUUAUGCAAGAUCCACAUAUGUCUCUAGCGCAACAAAAAGCAGAUAAAAAUAAAAUUAACGGAGAGCCAAGAGGUGGUGGUACAAGUGGAAACAGUGAUUCUGAUAACUUGGAUAGCAAUGAUUGCAAUAGUGAAAGCAGCACUGGUGAGAAAUCACAAGAUUUAUCCUAUAAUUCAGAUUUAAGUUCACCUGGGGAUAGAAGAUUUCCAUCCUUAUUAAUAUAUAGCCAUGAUGAAAAGAACAAUAUAUCGUUCCCAAAACUCUCAACAAGGCAUGAAAGUGAAUCCCCAUUUUCAAGUUACAAAAGUGUCUCUGCCCCACUUUUGUCACCAAAUGGAAAGAUUAAUCUAAGCAGCCCUAAAAGAGUCCCAAAAAGAGAAGAUGGAUGGAAAGAAGUUGUUAGACGAUCAAAGAAGCUUUCAGUACCGGCUUCUGUGGUAUCUAGGAUAAUGGGGAGAGGUGGAUGCAAUAUUACUGCUAUUCAGGAUGUUACGGGUGCCCAUAUUGAUGUAGACAAACAAAAGGACAAGAAUGGGGAGAGAAUGAUUACGAUAAGGGGAGGAACAGAGUCAACAAGAUAUGCUGUACAGCUUAUUAAUGCUCUUAUUCAAGAUCCAGCAAAGGAACUUGAGGAUUUAAUUCCUAGAAAUCAUAUUAGACACCCCAUCUCCAACAGUUCUAAAUUAAAUGCAAACUCAUCAACAGGAUCAAGCAUAGCAUCUUCAAACAAGGCCACUUGUGCUGUUGGUAGUUCCUUAGUAACAUCUUCACAGCCUACAGCUUUGCCUGCCUUUCAGACGCCUAACAGAUCAAGCAAGAGCAUCCCUACAAAUAUACGUACUCCCUUUCCUGUAUCUCUGCCUUUAUCAUAUUCUCAUCAACAUUUUGCCCUGUUAGCAGCUCAAACAGUGCAGCAAAUUCGACAUCCUCGCUUGCAAAUGGCACCUUUUGGAGGACCCUUCAAUUCAACACCAAGUACUUGGGGACCUUUUCCUGUAAGGCCAGUUAGCCCUGGUAGUGCAAAUAGUUCACCAAAACAUAAUGGCAAUGUCCGUUCAACUAACCACAUUUGUAAUUUGGUACAUCCUGAAAGUACUUUAACCUCUGUAAGCAGUCCUUUGUCCACACCCCCAUUAGGUACAGCUACUCAGAAGCUAUGCAUGACUAAUAGUUCUUCAUCUGUUAGAAAACAACUAUUUACAUGCAGUCCUAAAGCCACCACUAUGGCUUCUGUAUCUCCAACUGUAACAAGUAUGUGUACAACGUCUUCAGUUUCCUCCACUACUGUAUACAGUGGGGAAAUACCCAGUGCACUUUCAGAUACAGCACAAACAGAGCACUUUGUUUUAAAUAAAAAUGAAACUUUCUCAAUGCCCAAAGAAAAUGUGUUUUUAGACCAGUCAACUGAAAUGUUUUCAUUGUCAUCUGCAAUUAAUACACGGAAUCAUUCUACAAGUGGUAAUAACAUAAUGGUUCCAAACCAGUCAUGUUCAAGCCCUGCUAAAAGUAAUAUAAAGGAAAGUAGUGUUUCAGAAAAAAAUCAGCCUUUGUCAAAUACUUUCAUGUCUAGCAUGGAGUCUACUCAAGUUUCUGCAGCAUCUAGACAGAUUUUACAAGGAGGUGCAGAGCCUCAGGACAAUUGCGGCAUUUCACAAAUAUCUGCAACUGUUACACCUGGAACUCCUAGGAUUCAACAUAAAGGUGCUUUCUAUUCUGUGGUUCCCACCACAGCACUGCAGCACAAUACUCAUUCUGUUUUUGUUAUGGAUCCAAAUUCACCUCAAGAUUCACACAAGCUGCUAAAUCAUACCCAGUCAGUACCAUUAACACCUGUUAUGCCUAAUUCACAAAUGCAUCACAAUUCAACCAGUAAGCAAUUACCUCCUUCAUUUGGACCAGCACUACUCAGUCAGUUUACAAACCUGUUUGAUAGUCAGGUAUCAUGCAGUCAGAGUUGGGGAGGAUGCCCAUCACGAACAACUGAUCCAGAUUUCAGUCCUCACUCUGCUUACCAUAGUAACUCAAUGAUUGGACAUUUAGAAAAUCCACUUUCUUCAGAUGGCUCCAAGACUCCAGGCUUCAGACAUUCAUCACAAAGAGUAUCUUCCGGUGCAAUAGUAGUAUCUUCUUUGGAUGGUUCACCCACUUGUGCAACGUCCAUUUCAGCUCCACUGGCCAGUUUCUCAACGAACAUCCAUGCAAAUCAAGUUUUUUUGCAAGGACCUACAGCUGUUGGUGCUCCCAGUUUCAGUCGGCAGCAUUUUUCUCCACAUCCUUGGACCAAUACAUCAAACUGUCCAAAUUCAUGCGAGACUCCGUCUACAUCUGUUUCUUCUGAUUCAUCGUCACACUUAUUGGCUGUUUCAACAUCUUCAUCAAAUGGUCAUCUGCAAACUGGCUGUUUAGCACAUGAUCGAAAAAUGCCACCUCCCAUUGGGACAGAAAGACUAGCACGGAUUCGACAAGGUUGUACGGUAACACCUGCCUCGCUGGGAAACAGCUUUUCCGCCCCUGUGGGACAUGCUGGCAUAUGGUCAUUUGGUGUAAACAGUGGCUCAGAAGGUUUUUCAGGUUGGUCCCAGCCAGUCAUUGGUAAUCAUGCCAUACAUCACCCUCUGCCAGAGACGGUUGCAUUUUCUCAACACCAACAAAUGGAGAGGGAUGAUUCUGGAAUAUUGAAUCCUUCCAACAUAUUCCACCAACCAAUACCCAGCAACUUUGUUGAUUUUUCCAAAGGUCUGCCAAUUUCUAUGUAUGGUGGAACUAUGAUACCUUCCCAUCCUCAACUAGCUGAUGGUCCUGGAAGUGCACUCUUCAAUGGAUUGCAUGCGCCAGAUGCUGCUUGGAGUCCAAUGAUAAAGGUUUUACCUAAUUCAGGAGAAUGCUCUGAUUCACAGAAGAUAUGGCCAGGAACAUGGGCACCCCACAUUGGAAAUGUUCAUUUGAAAUAUGUAAAUUGAAUUGGAGGAUACAGUUCUUCACAAGACGUUGGAUACUUGAGAGAGCCCCAGGAAUUUUUUUUUUCUGUGAACCUAAUUAUCCAUAUUUUAAAGUUGGAUUUUAUUUCAAUUAAAAUCUGAUUUUCAAUCAUAUCCAAAAUUACUUGUAAAUUAUGAAAAUUCUCCUCUGAAGUUUAAUAUAACAAAACCUACUGCAGUACUUUAAGAAUAAAUAUACCAAUUUGCUGCAAAAAAUAUGGUUAUGUUGUUCCAUUUUUUCAAAGGGGUAAAACCGAAUAAUUGUUUACAAACAUGAAAACAUUUCCUGUCAUAUAGUGGUUCUACUUUACGUAGCCUGUCAAUGUGAACUAUUUACCCAAAUAUUCAAUAAAAAAAAAGUGCUCACAUUGAA